Molecule: messenger RNA, 153 nt
Organism: Bipolaris maydis ATCC 48331
Lineage: Eukaryota; Fungi; Ascomycota; Dothideomycetes; Pleosporales; Pleosporaceae
Source: RefSeq, a predicted model, not a curated record
AUGGCUAGACGUUGGUUGCUAGGACGUGGUCGGACAGGCCGCCCAACGAACGAUGGGCGUCGAAAGAAGCCCACUCAAGAAGGCUGGGCUGACGGCGAAGCAUCUUGGCUGUCGCAUACGCCGCUCUCCAUCUUGGCCUCAACGAGGUGGUGA